Phytophthora sojae is the source of this 515-nucleotide messenger RNA. RefSeq lists its product as hypothetical. Lineage: Eukaryota; Oomycota; Peronosporomycetes; Peronosporales; Peronosporaceae. Bases 10 to 435 code for a protein of 141 amino acids. The transcript has a single exon. Gene Ontology annotation, biological process: mitochondrial translation. Gene Ontology annotation, molecular function: structural constituent of ribosome. The record is from RefSeq and is a predicted model, not a curated record. Gene Ontology annotation, cellular component: mitochondrial ribosome; mitochondrial large ribosomal subunit.
GCACCAAGCAUGUCGUUCCAGCUGCGUCGUCUCUUCGGUGGCCUCCGCGUGAACGCGGGGCAGACGGCCCGCCGCGGCCUGGAGGAGUUCUUCCCGGUGCAGAAGGUCGCGGGCGAGGGCGCCAAGGCCAGCAGCCUCACGCAGGUGCCGGCCAGCGUGGGCACCAAGCAGGUGGUCGUGGGCGGCGAGUGGAAGGCCUGGAUGCUGCGCCAGAAGAGCACGGACGACCUGCACAAGCUCUGGUUCGUGUUGCUCAAGGAGCGCAACGCGCUGCUCACGGAGCUGCAGCAGUGCCGCGCCAAGAACCUGUCCAUGCCCAACCCGGCGCGACGGACCAAGGUGAAGAAGUCCAUGGCGCGCAUCAAGCUCGUGCUGCACGAGCGCAGCCAGAUCUACAAGGCCAACCAGGCCAAGAAGGCGGCGGAGCAGCAGUAAGUAGGUGAACAGGAGAAGGGGAGAAGGCUAUGGAAAGAGGAAUACAGAGGCGCCUUCAAGUGGCGAUGUGUGAGCUGAUC